CGCACACAGCACACAGAAACACACCUGACGGCACGGACGGAGGGACUGCGGAGGCGGCACGUGGGGAGGACGAACGACACACGACAGCGCGCGACUAUCGCAAGACUCAAUCUCUGAAGACGACACACGAACGAAGAUUUGCGACUUGGUGAAGAAAAUCCGACGACAGCGAACAAAGACUCGCGACAAGUACAAGUACAGAUCAACUCAUCAAGGUUGAAGUACAACGAUGCACAAGACACCCCUACUUUUCAUAAUGGUGACGGCCCUGCUGGUGGUGCAGGAGGCUCAGAGCGUUGCACUCGGGAAAGGUCCACUCAGGAGCAGGAGACAGACGGAGGUAUCCGUGACACAGGAGAAGAGCCGGGGCCGGGUGGAGCAGGCGCGCCUCGUCUGGCUGCACUCACUACUGGACGCACUGGCGACGGCCGAAGACGACCCUCUGGUGGAGUUACUGUUCCCAGACGAGGAGCUCGAGUCGCCGUCUUCCACCGAUUCCGGAAGUGACGACGUCGACCGUCGGCGAAGGAAGAAGGACGCCUCGCGUCACUUCCGGUUGGGCGGUUACCUCGGUUACCGGCCGGCCGCGCAGGCGCAGAGCAAGCGGAACCUGAGCGAGUACCUGGUGAAGAGCGACGAGCAGCGCUUGAAACGCCAGGCCCUGCUGGCAGCGCUGCUGGGAUUGGUCGACGAGGCGCUCUUUCACCCGGAAGCAGCGGGGAAUGCCGGGAGUGACGGGGUCGUCGGGCCGAACGCGUACGAAAAGUUCAUCGCACAGAACCAGGCCGAGCAGUGAUGGGACAAAUUUUGGCAACGUGUAACCUUAGCACUCACGUGACUCUGACGUCAUCAUUCUACGCCAUGUUAGAUGGUUAAACCUGGAUGUCAUUUGAUAGAUGUGAAUUUUAUAAUUACAGGCACGUAAAAAUGGCGCUUCCAGGUUUAACCACCCAACAUGGCGGGAAUGACGUCACUCUGUAGAGCACCUCGUACAGUGAAGAGAAUCACUCAAGAAUUACUGUUAGACGAUUAGAAAUUAAACUUAAACCGUUUAAGCAUCUUUUGUGCACUCAUGACUGUAUCUUCUUCUUCCCACGACGUAGGCACUUGAAUGAUUGACGACAUGAUGACGCUUUCCCGCCGUGGUUCUUGAAUGUUUGACUGAAUAAAGAGAUUCUUUUUACACAACCAAGUCUUUUAUUCAGCCGACGUUUCGGUGACCGCAGUGCAAUGUGAACCAGCCGAAUUGCCCUGAGGAAGGUGACAGACGGUCACCGAAACGUCGGCUGAAUAAAAGACUUGGUUGUGUAAAAAGAGUCUCUCUGGUCAGUGUCCUACCAACCUGAUGAAACAUGGAUGUUUGGCUGAAGUUAGUACUAAAGACACAAGCGUGCACACGACAGGAGGACGAUAAAAUCUAUGCGUCCUCAAGCGAUAAGGUAGCAGAGUAAUGAGUUACAAACCAUGUAAGUAGCGACUCCAGUUAAAGAUUUCCAUUUAGAUUAGUUAGAGUAAGUCAUUUUCAGAGUGUAGACCGUCCCGAGAACAUGUCACUCUGAAGGCAGGUUAUAUUUCAUAACAUCAUGUAUUUAUUACAUAUUUCGCAACAUAUCUAUGACAAUAUUUAUUUGUUAUUUAUAGAACGUCAAACCUCCCGGUCUGACAUCUUGCACCUUUGUUGUAAUCGUUAUCUUUAGUGCACUCAAGUGGUGAAAUAAUGGGCACUCAUCUGGUCGGAUAAUGGGCACUCAUUUGGUCGGAUAAUGACCACUCGUGUGGUGGAAUAAUGGAUGUAUAGUGUAUUAUUUAAUGACGUGGAGGUUUUUCUACCUACGUUGCUCUGACGCCUUCCUAAGUAUUGACAUAAACCUCCAAAGGUUGUAACAAAGAUAACCAUGUAAAACAGACCAGAGAAAAGCGGAAUUUAAACUGCAAUAAACAUGGAGGAAGUAUGAUGAA
Molecule: messenger RNA, 1959 nt
Organism: Branchiostoma belcheri (Belcher's lancelet)
Lineage: Eukaryota; Metazoa; Chordata; Leptocardii; Amphioxiformes; Branchiostomatidae
Exons: 4
Coding region: 230-796 (188 amino acids)
Source: RefSeq, a predicted model, not a curated record